AAACUUCUAAGAUUAAAUUGUGCUGACGGAUUUCUGAAAUCCUGCCUUAUUGGUUGCCAAUGAAAGGAUUCUAAAUAUGCUGUUGGAACCAAUCUUUCUAGUAUGAAGUAUUUUAAACACGCCAGCACCUGUGACAGCAACUAUUGCGAAUACGCUAGUUGGUAUUUCCAAAUUGCGUUUACGCUGCCAAACCCCCCAGCAGCGGUUGUACAAUUUAAAAUGUCUUUGAGGUUUUUUACAUUUAGUUUACGACGCGUGAUAAACACAAGAGGUAAAUGUGAGGCUAGAAAGUGUAUUUGGUCUCUUGGAGCAAGGCUGGUAGUUCUUCAAAAGUUGAUUUCUGGCUGUUUUGAUUUCUGCCUCAUCACUGACAAAGAAGCUGAAAGUAACGUUGAAAUGAUCGUAGCUUUUUUCAUUCAGUAACACCCCACUUAGGAUAUGGUACAAAGAGCUGAUGUUAUGGCAUUACUUCCAUUUAUCUAGAUCUAUUUAUCUAAAGUUAAUAAACUCAAUCUGGGAGAAUUUGGUAAAGGAGGAUGAAAUAGAUGGAUGCACAGUGUCUGGUUACUGGGUAGGGUGGGGGGGGUUCUUUAGGUGAUAAUGAGACAACAUACACCAAGGUUGCUGUUUUUGUCCACACUCUUCAUGUGUAUCUGUUGCCGGGACGCUUCGUCUGUCCUCUCUCCUUUGCAGCCGGAUCACCACUACUGCAUUUAAAAAUGAGACAACCAACAAUUCACUCAAUGAAUCCAGCUGAGGCCAAUUACACCUCCACCUGCCACAGCCCCCCACCCCCACCCCCUGUCGCCGAGCCAAACCACGCCACCACAAUGGAUAACAUAGUUUUGAGUGCUUAUUUAUAUUCUUUUUGGUUUGCAGCUGAUACGCCGUCCCGGUCUUCUGCCAAAAGUAUCUACUUAAGUCAUUGUGCAAUGUGUGCACUCUGUGCACUGUGGAAAUCAUUUGGAGGAAAUUGUUUUAUGAUGUUGCAGUUGCAUGCUGGGAGACUUUACAGUCCGGGUGUUAUCUGUAUAGAAGCUGCAGAAGGAGGUCACAGUCGGCCCACAGAGACUGAGAGCUGCGGACCCAUCGGGUGGGACAGAGGUAGAAGAUGUUUCCCUGGAGGAGCUCGGCUCUCGCUCUGCUGCUGACUCUGCACUUUGCCACCGGCUCCCGGGCUGCGAUAUGCCAGACGCCUGAAAAUGCAUGUGACUUUGUGUGCGACUGUGACGACUGCAUCGAUGAGCAAGACUGUGGCUACAGCGGCAGAGGGUUCACGUGUGACUUUGAGGCGGCGGGAAUGUGUGGAUGGACUGACCAGUCCUCCAAUGCAGCAGUGUACAGCUGGCAGAGACGUCAGCGAGAAGGGAGCGCGCUGCCCGACAGCGGGCCCACCUCCGACUACUCCACCGGGACGGCUGCAGGAUGGUUCGUGGGGGUGAGCGCUCUGACCGCAGGGUCUCUCAGCACUGCAGUUUUGAUUUCCCCGGAGAUGAAACAGUCCUCGCCAACGUGUCGCCUUCGUCUCAGAUACUUCCUGUGGGACUCAGGUCACACGGGUCUGGGCUCCACGCCCUUGUGGGCGUCCAUCCUUCGCCACGACUCUCGAGAGACCGUCGUGUGGCGUCCCGAGGCCACCAGCGUCCGGGGCUGGAGGGAGGACACAGUCUUUCUGGGCCGCAUUCCCACAGGCUUCCGAAUCCGUCUGCACUCGCGGCGCUCCGCGGGGCAAACGGGAGAUGUGGCGGUGGACCAGCUGGAGUUUCUGGACUGCGCUCUGCCCUUGCCUCUCGAAGGUAAAGAGUGUCCCCCAGGGAUGACGGGGUGUGAGCGGGGGGGCUGCGUGGAGCAGCGACAGAUCUGUGACGGCAGCGACGACUGCGGAGACGGGACUGACGAGAAGACCUGCGAUGGGUGCGAGGUGUGCGACUUCGAGCAGGAUGUUUGUCGUUGGGAUCUGCGAACCUUUUCUAAACUUGAAUGGGUUAGAACCAAUCAGGUGAACAUCUCUGUCACGGAUCCCCUGAUGGGACCAGGCAGGGAUCACUCCAACAACAGUGCUACAGGUCACUUCCUCUAUGUCACUGUCCCUGAUGGUGGUCUGACGAGUGACUGGGCUGUGUUCCAAAGUCCCCGCCUUGAGCCCACCAACAUUACUCAACCUUGCAAGAUGGUGAUGUACACCCACCAAUUUGGGCCGAGGUCCGGCGGUCUUUCGGUGCUGGUUGCAGGUAGAGAGAUCUCCCCGGUGUGGCAGAGGGGCGGAGCUCUGGGCGACGUCUGGGUGAAGGCCCAGGUGGACAUUGUCGCAGACUCCAUUUUCCAAAUCCUAAUAGUGGCAGCAGUCAGGAACUUUGCAUAUGGAGGUAUCGCUGUCGAUAGCAUUGCGUUGUCUCCAGGAUGCCGCUUGUCUUCUGAUGCAGGAAAUGGUACCUGGCCAAGUUUCCCCAAACCUCCUAAAACGCUGUGUGCUGAACCAGACAAGAUGUGUGAUUUCCAUGGAGACUGUGCCGGAGGAGAGGAUGAAGACAAAUGUGGGGAUUUCUCCUCCACUGAGGGCAGCUCCGGUUGGACUGACGCCAGCAUUGGGAGUCAAGGGUGGGUGCUCCACAAAAAUGAAACAGCCAAAGAGGACUACCUGUACGUAUCCGAGGCCCCGGGACAGCAGCUGACCGAGGCCCAGACACGGACCCCCCUCCUCGGCCCCUCCGGCCCCGCCUGCACCCUCAGCUUUGAUUUUGCUUUAACAGGGAAUCUGGAUCACGUUGGUCAUCUGUCCGUCAGGCUGAUUGACAGCUUGCUGGGCAUGCGGCCAAAGCUGUGGGAAUUCAGUGGGAGAACUGGAACCGUGGAGGAGGCGUGGCAACACGUCGACCUGCCUAUCGGUGUGAGAAGAGAUCGCUUCCAGCUGGCCUUUGAAGCUCGUGCCAUGAAACUUCCAGAUGGCAAUAUUAAAGUGCAAAACGUUCACUUUGUCAGCUGUAAUGACAAUUAUUUCCCAUCCUCUCCAACGGGGCUGUCGUGUAACUUUGAAGAUGGACUGUGUGGAUGGUAUCAGGACCACAGUGACGACUUUGACUGGGCGCUGAUGAAUGGGACGGACCACACCAUCGGGAUCGGCAGUAGUCUCGUGGUGGACAUGUGGAGUCCUUCUCUACGCGGUGCGUUCGGGCGCUUGGUUUCUUAUUCACAGCUACCAGUGGCUUCAGAUCACUGCCUGUCCUUCUUCUACAAACUCUACGGGCCAAACGCAGGUACUCUGAAUGUGAAGCUGUUGCUUACCGACGGCUAUGAGGCCGUUCUCUGGACCCGCAGUGCAGCUCAAGGCAACGUGUGGCACGAGGCGCACUGCCCGGUGCCACAUCAGCUCACAAACUUCCAGUUGCUGUUUGAAGCAGUCCGCUCUGGUUUUGACGGGCGCGUGGCCGUCGACGACGUGGCGUUCGUGGAAGGGCCGUGCGCCGCGCCGAGGGUUUGUUCCUUUGAAGGCCAGCGGUGUGGAUACAGCAGCUCCGGCAAAGUCCAGUGGCUCCACCGCAGCGGAAGCACCGUCACGCUAACCGGACCCGAGACUGACCACACCCUGGAGACGGAGCUGGGCUUCUACAUGUUGGUGAACACCGGGAAGAACUUCCUCCCGUCGGGCGGCACAUCAGUCCUCAACUCCCCAGUUCGCCAAGGAAACGGCAGGACUGAGUGCGUUCACUUCUGGUAUCACAUGGGCGGAGCGAAUCCUGGCUCUUUGACGUUGUUUAUGAAGCCGGUGAAGGGCGAAAGGGUGAAAAUCUUCUCCGACAGCCUGGACCAGGGAGAUGUCUGGCGCCAUGGCAACGGCAACAUCUCGAGUGCUCUUAUGGACUGGCAGCUGGAGUUUGAGGUGGUCGGCGCGGGAGGCGUAGACACUCACGUGGCAGUUGAUGACAUCUUCCUUUCAGCUCACCCAUGUGAAGACAGAGGUUCUAAGUGCAGUCUGGAGAGAGGGAUGUGCAGCUGGAGCAACACUCAAAACGCCAACGCAGACAAACUGGACUGGGAGUUGACGAGUCCGGAGGCGGAGAGCCACUACCCCAUCCCGCCUGAGGACCACAGUCUGGGCACAGAGAAAGGUCACUUCCUGUUCUUUCCAAGCAGCAACCGGACAGCAGCCAAUGAAAACGCUCAGUUGCUCAGCCCUCACCUGCCCCCGACUAAGAGCACCUGCCUGAAGUUCUGGGCCUACAAGCCAUAUUCCUCGGACAGCCAGCUGAGGGUGUGGAGGCUGUCUCAAGGUCGUCUCCAUCAGCUGCUGGUCGUGAGUGAACUGGGAGGGCCGUGGAAACGCUUCGACGUCAACAUAACAUCUGAUGAGGAAUACCAGAUUGUCCUCGAGGGGAUCAAAGGCACAUCAGGCGUUGUGGCUCUAGAUGACAUUGAGUACACUGACGGAGUCAACUGCGGCACAAAAGUCACAGAUGGAACCUCGCAGAAGGCAGCCGUGGACGGAGGGGUCGCGGCAGCCGUCAUCGUGGUCCUGCUGCUGAUCGGCACUUUGAUCGGCCUGCUGGUCUUCUACCUGCGUACCAGACAGAUGGUCAAUGCUCCGCCUCCGCCAUGCCCCCCAGCUGGUGAUGGCUUCAGUAAUGAAGUGUAUGAAGGAGACCUCACACAGGAUCGUGUGAUUAUUCCUGUGGUGCAGAACCAUCCCAUGGCCGCUGGGUUCAAUAAUGUCCUUGUCUCUGCUGAUGUCAGAGAGAGGGUGGUGUGAGGUGGGAGGAGUGCGCUGGUCCUGCCACCUAAAGGUGGCCUUGUGAAAAUGGGGCGAUGUCACAGCAGAAGAACUGCUUGCGUCGCCUUUACACCACACACACACACACACACACACACACACACAAACUGAAGAAGGCCAAACCGAUGAAGCUGCCUCAGAUCUGAUGGAGCCCUCGAGGGUCGCAGCUCUCUGCCUGUCGACGGACUGAUGGAAGUCCGAAGGAGAAGGUCGAUGGUGUCGAUGAUGGAUAUUUUCAGUUUCACUAUCAUUGAAUCAGCACUGGGCUUAACCCACCAAUGGUUGCAUGGAGAAUUAGUGUCUGGUUUGGAUAUGUAAGAAAGUAUGAUCUGGGAGCAUGGAGCUAGAAGGUUGUGAGUUAACCAGGCAAGGAGGUCUGAUGGAAGUCACUGUCAAGGUGCAUUUUGGGAGAGGCGCUUGACUCUCAUUAUGGACUAGUUGAAUAUCUGUGUCUCACAAGCCUCCCACUUCGUAGAAAGUUAGAGUGCCACUUUUAAAGCAAAAGAACAAACAAUGACAUUGAACUUUUUGGAAAAAAAAAAGUUGACGUGCAAUGUUUGAAAAUGUUUGUUAGGUGGAUGUAUUCGUUUAAAUAAUUAUAAUUGACCUUUGAUUAAUUGAUUAAAGUUGAGCAUUUAAACCUG
Molecule: messenger RNA, 5409 nt
Organism: Gasterosteus aculeatus aculeatus (three-spined stickleback)
Lineage: Eukaryota; Metazoa; Chordata; Actinopteri; Perciformes; Gasterosteidae
Source: RefSeq, a predicted model, not a curated record